UUUGGCAUAGCAAAAUAAAUGUUAUUCAAACCUUCACUAGCCACUAAAUAAUUCAUUUGACCGCGUCGAUACUAAUCUGAUUUGUAAACCGUACUAAUCAAUUUUGCAAAACCAUUCUCGUCUAUAAUAAUUCGGUGAUGCGUAUAAAUUAGUUUUGGCUACAUUCUGUAUUUUAUACUACUAAGAAACUAUGGCAGCUGCUUUAUUUGGCGCCUUAAAUAGUAAAGUAUAGCAGCUUUUCGGUAUAAUUGAAUGUAGAAAGCCGAAUUCUGGCUAUGAUUCGAAAUUCUAUCGUUCUAUAUCGAUAAUAACCUUGGCAUGACCCAAUAUAAGGGUGGUACACUAUCGAUUGAAUAUGUUGGGAAGUUAUUAGCACCACUUCCUCUAGUUAUGAAGAACUAUCUAUCAUUCGAGCAGACCUCAGAAAUGAGAACACCUGUUGCAUAACAGUCUCAUAAAAUAUAAUCGACAGUAAAAUCUGAUUUUUUCUAAUCAGUAAUUUUAACUUUGAGAAGAAAAAUUCAAUGAUAGAGAAAGAAAAGAGAAAGAUACUUCCUAAUUAAGCGAGGAUUACAAGUUAAGAUUUGAUCGAGUAGAAUCUAAACCGCUUAAGAAGAACAAAAUAGGAACAAUCAGUUCUGAUUUAAUUCUUUGGAUGAUGAGGAACAUAGACAUCGAUGAUCAAGUUGAAGCCCUUCAUUUGGCUCAUUUAAUGGCGGCACACGGUUAUUUUUUUCCUAUCGAAGACCACGUUUUGACGGUUAAGGCUGAUGGAACUUUUUAUAGGUUUCAGACUCCUUACUUUUGGCCGUCCAAUUGCUGGGAACCAGAAAAUACGGAUUAUGCUGUAUAUUUAUGUAAACGUACAAUGCAAAAUAAAACAAGACUAGAAUUAGCGGAUUACGAAGCAGAAAAUUUAGCAAGAUUGCAAAAAAUGUUUUCAAGAAAAUGGGAAUUCAUUUUCAUGCAAGCAGAAGCGCAAGCCAAAGUAGACAAGAAGAGAGAUAAAUUGGAAAGGAAAGUCUUAGAUAGUCAAGAGAGGGCGUUUUGGGAUGUACAUAGACCCGUUCCUGGUUGUGUAAAUACUACCGAAAUUGAUAUUAAAAAGGCCUGCAGAAUCAAUAAACCCAUUAAAAGUUACAAGCAUAUGCAAUGCUCUGUAUCUGGAGGAAGAAUAAGUCCUAGUGUUUCGGAGACUGAUCUAUCUACAUCAGCUGAAGUAUUAAAAAAAGAGAUGGAGGCCUUGAAAACUCGUCUGGAAAGAACAAGUGUAAAAAUAUCAAAGGUAGCCGAGUCAUACCUCAAUUAUUAUGAACAAUAUCAAGAAUAUGAUCCAUUUAUUACAACUCCUGAAGCAUCAAAUCCAUGGAUUUCAGAUAACUGUGACUUUUGGGAAUUGGAAAAGCAAACAAAAGAUAUACCAGCAAGGAGAGUAAAAAGAUGGGGAUUUUCACUCAAGGAAUUACUUAAAGAUCCAGCAGGAAGAGAACAGUUUUAUAAAUUCCUAGAAAAGGAAUUCAGUGCUGAAAAUUUGAAAUUUUGGGAUGCAGUAGAAGAAUUAAAACAAGUACAUUCUAAAGAUAUCCCUAUCAAAGUUCAAGAAAUUUGGAAUGAAUAUUUAGCUCCUGAUGCAAAUUGCCCAAUCAACAUAGACUCUAAAAGUUAUGAAAUUACUAAAAAGAAUAUGGAGAAUCCUGACAGAUGGACCUUCCAAGAAGCUGCUGCACAUCUUUAUCUUUUGAUGAAAAACGAUAGUUAUGCCAGAUACUUAAGAUCAGAAAUGUAUAAAGAAUAUCUAAAUGGUAUAAAGAAAAAACAAAGCAAAUUAUUUAUUCCAAAAUUACCAAGUCUGAGUAUAGGCUCUUGAACAAAUUUUAUUCUAAAAAUUGAACUUUUUGGGACAAAUUGUGUUUUCAUUCCCAAUACCAUCAUUAAAUGAUCAUAUUUUCUAUAUGUAUCAUUUGGAGUGCAAGAUAAUAAGCAAUAUACUGUGUACAGUACGUGAAAUUUUGCAUUCUGCCAAAUAUUCCAAAGAAGUGCAUUCGUCAAAAGAUCAGCAGUAAUUAAUAUGCCAAAUGUUUUAAUAAUUAUUUUCUAUUUAUUCAAAGUACAUUUGACUUUGGAUGAUCAAAUAGUUUACAAAGAGCAUAUCCACUUUCAUUUUCAUUUUAAAUAAUAAUUUAAAAACCAUAAAUGUAUAGUUUAGAAUCAUAUACAAAAAACAUUUCAAUAUUUUUCCAUAGAAAUGUAUAGAAAAGCAAAAUUUUCCACCAUGUAAAUAUAAUCAAAUAUAUAUAUAUAUAAAAUUGUAAAAUAAGCUUGAUAUUUCAUCCCUGCAAAACUGUUUUUAAACACCAUCGUGCUCUCUGUAAAAAUGCAUGGCUUUUUCAUAAUCGAACAAAAAGUAAUUGGAUUUAAGAAAGAAAAAAUAUCAGUUAAAUUUUUAAGAGCAUGUGCUGUCUACUGUUCUUACAAAAACCCAAAAAAUAAGUAAAUAUAUAUACUGUAUACAUACAUAUAGUAAAAAAUUAUAUUUAUAUUUCAAAAAUACAUUAUGCCCAUAUCAAAUUAAAUUUUUAGCAUUUCUCAACCUAAAAUUUUGAAUAUAAUAAACUGUUAAUAUUCUGUAAUAGUUUGAUAGAUGUUUCUUGUUCAAUAUCAUAUAUUGUAUUGUGCAUGGCUGUUAAGUACAAGAACAUAAAUGCCCUUAAGUGCAGCUGCUUUAUGAAAACAUGCAAUCAGAUGUACAGUAUUUAUAAAUGUUAAUAUAUAAGAAGUGCGUAUCUUUAAUUUAAAAUUUUUAGAUAUACAAUUGAUAAUCAGUAUUAUUUAAUUAACCCCUCUGCACUUUAAAUAAAAAAGUUAAAU
Molecule: messenger RNA, 2868 nt
Organism: Centruroides sculpturatus (bark scorpion)
Lineage: Eukaryota; Metazoa; Arthropoda; Arachnida; Scorpiones; Buthidae
Gene: RSG7
Product: regulator of G-protein signaling 7-like
Exons: 15
Coding region: 656-1867 (403 amino acids)
Biological process (GO): intracellular signal transduction; regulation of G protein-coupled receptor signaling pathway; G protein-coupled receptor signaling pathway
Source: RefSeq, a predicted model, not a curated record